Molecule: messenger RNA, 684 nt
Organism: Striga hermonthica
Lineage: Eukaryota; Viridiplantae; Streptophyta; Magnoliopsida; Lamiales; Orobanchaceae
Source: the annotation of a GenBank genome assembly
AUGGCAAAAUCCAACAAGGUGCAGAGACAGCAAAGAACUAACUCCCUGUCGGUGAAAAAAUCAUCAAACAAGUGCAAGAAGGUCUGCAAGCCAUUGGAAAACAAAGAAUGGGAAAACGCCGUUUGCUCCGUCUGCCUGGAGGCACCCCACAAGGCGGUCGUCUUACUCUGCUCGUCUCACAAAAACGGGUGCCGGCCCUACAUGUGCGCUACAAGCCACCGGUUUUCCAACUGCCUCGAACAAUACACGAAAGCCUACGCCAAUGAUGAUGAUGAUGAUGAUGACGACGAACGAGAAGAGCUCCCGUGCCCUCUCUGCCGCGGACAGGUCAAAGGGUGGACCGUAGUCAAACCUGACCGCAAAUUCCUCAAUUCAAGGAAACGAAACUGUGCGCAUCACGAUUGCUCGUUUUCCGGGACUUAUAAGCAGAUGAAGAGGCACGUGAAGUCAGAGCACCCUCUGGGGCGACCCCGGAAAGUGGACCCUGCGCAGGCCGAGAAAUGGAAGGAGUUGGAGAAUGAGAGGGUCACUAGUGACGUGCAGAGCAUGAUCAGAUCGACCAUGUUUGGGUCGCUCUUAGAAAAUGGGCUCGGGCCCAGCAGGCUGUUUGGGUUGGCUAAUUUGAAUAUUGGUUUGGAUAUUGGUUACUUUGGUCUGCGUGCGAGGGCAUUGUUGGGGAGGUAG